GUAUUACUGAAGUAACAGGAACAAGAAAAAAAAAGGAAGAGAGAAGAUAUGAGAGCGAGAAGGAUAGCAGUUAGUUAGAGAGUGAGGGGGACAGCUUCAACAAAUCAUUCUGUCACCAGCUAAUCAUUUGGUUUUCCAGAGAGAGGGGACUGAAACAAGAUUGAGCGUCGAGCCUGAAGGAGGUUUAGGGUUGAGUGAGUGAGAGAGAAAGAGCAGAAGAGGAGGUGUGAAGAGCGUGUUCAUCACGGCUUGAGGCAUAAAUGUGGCCAAGCAGGGAAGGUGGAGAAGAAAAAGAGGAAAAGAGGGAGUGGGAUUGCAACCCGAUACCAGGACUUACACACUGCCGGCAGUGAAAAUGCUCGCCUCAUUAUAACUUCAACUACUGCUGUUGCUACUGACGCUUCGUUUUUAUCCAACACUCAUUGUUCUGGACUGUUUUUUUUUUUUUUUUUUACUUUCGUUUCCAAUUUUAAAGUCUGUUUCUCCAAAGAGACACAGAGAUUUGUUUGACUGUUACACCACUGAGCAAAGAAUCUACAAGGCUGUAUCAGAACCACUGGGGUAAUCUAUCUAGGAAUCACAGGGUCAUCAGAUCAGAUCGAGAGAUUCACUGCAGGAGCAAAAAACGAGGGCUUUUUUGAGAGGCUUUGCUGACUACAACCUGUCAAAGUCUGCACGGAAAGAAGAAGAAAAAAAAAACAGUUUGUCUAAAAAGCACUAACAAGCGAACAGACUUGUCAUUGUGUCCACACAGCAGCCUUUCUCCUGAGAGCAAGAAGUCUCCAGGACUGGGAGAGAAAGACGGUGAUUUCAGGCAGCAGUAUUGAACAAGUGCUUCUGUGUGCGAGCUUAGAGAACCUAGAGAAACACAGAAAGCUACCCAGCUCAGUUGACGUUUUGAGUAAAUGCAUAUGUAUUUAGUGCUUAUUUGUGUUCAAGUGUGGCCCUGACAUCAUAUGUGUUCAGACCCUGGGGAGCACUGCGUUGCGUCCACCCUCUGAGUAAGUGUGUGUGGGUGAGACAGUGCGAAAAAGCGUGGGACGGAUUGGUUCAUUUGGCAGAACCUGCAGUGUGGAACUCUCCACCUUCGGAUGUGUACUGUCUGGACCAGAAGACAAACAGACUCUGUGUGUACUGGGAUUCCCCUCCACUAAUACAUCCCAGCAAUUAUUGACUUCAAUAUUACAGGUGCUUUCCAUGACCAGGUGCUUUGUUGUCGUCAUCAUUAUUAACAUCACGAAACAUCCGAGCAUCUCCUUGCCAAUCAGCUGCUGACAGUUUCAACUCUGCCACACCAGUUGUCAGCCUUACCUGUUGCUUUCCAACUGAGCUGGGUACAUUUCAGCACUAAAUCACCAUCACCAUGAGGCAACUUUGUUUAGCACUAGCUGUUGUUUGCAUGGCAACUGUAAUCGGGGCCAUGUCCACCUGCAAGACUUUGGACCUAGAGGUAGCGAAGAGGAAGCGAAUCGAGGCCAUUCGUGGCCAAAUCCUAAGUAAGCUGCGUAUGGCUAAGGAGCCUGAACCUGAAGAGGACACCAAAGAAGAGAGCAUCCCAGAAAAUAUCAUCUCGCUCUACAACAGCACAGUGGAGACCACCAGGGAUCAGCAAAACGAACAGGCUCCCGCCUCAUACCAGCAGGAAGAAGAGGAGUACUUUGGCAAAGAGAUGCAUAAAUUUGAAAUGACUAAGGGGGAGAGUAAUGGAACAGGUAAAAAGCAGUUGUACUUUAACAUCAGUGAAAUCAAGCAGAGUAUCCCGGACUACAGGCUGCUGUCACAGGCCAUGCUCAGGCUACGUGUGAAAGAGACUUCAAUCCAAAAUGGGUCCCCACAGAGACUGGAGAUCUAUAAGGGUGUGGGCAAUGCAGCAAAAUACCUGGACUUCCAUGAAAUCACUAAUGAUUUAAAUAAUAAAUGGAUAUCCUUCAACGUGACAGCUACAAUCAAAGAGUGGCUCCAGUUACCCGAAAAUGAACAAGCAUUUGAGCUGAGGCUGUAUUGUGCAUGUGGGAUGCCUUCGACUGAAUUCAAAUUUACCGUAUCAGGUAUAAAUGAUCGAAGAGGAGACACAGGUCCUCUAGCCAGUUUUAUGCCCAAGCCAUACAUUUUGGCCAUGUCUGUUCCUUCUGAUGGCCAUAGCCACUCAUCACGCAAAAAACGAUCUCCUGCUGCAGAACCAACAUGUGAUGAAAAAACAGAGACCUGCUGCAUGCGGAAACUCUACAUUGAUUUCCGGAAGGAUCUUGGGUGGAAAUGGAUCCAUAAGCCUAAAGGAUACUUUGCCAACUACUGCAUGGGCUCAUGUGCCUACAUCUGGAAUGCUGAGAACAAAUACUCACAGAUUUUAGCCCUUUACAAGCAUCAUAACCCCGGUGCGUCGGCUCAGCCAUGCUGUGUACCUCAAGUCCUGGAACCUCUUCCAAUCAUGUAUUAUGUGGGCAGACAAUACAAGGUGGAACAGCUGUCCAACAUGAUCGUGAAAAACUGCAAGUGCAGUUAAAGGUUUUGAAGUUCCUUCAGCUCAAGUUCUCUUCCACACACACACACACACACACACACACACACACACACAGAAAGAGAGAGUGCAAGAGCACUGUGUCCAAAGAGAAAUGAAAAGACACCAGAAAGGAGGGCCUUUUGAACUUCUGAAUCCUAGUCACCAAAAACAACUUAGUAGACUUCUCUGUACCAUAGCAAAAGAAAUGCUUUAUUUCAUCUUACUAUUCAUUUCAAUAUUAUAUUAUAAUUAUUAUUAAUUUAUUGUUGCUAAGGUCAAGUUGCUUUGUAUCAUGUCACGUAAACUACAUGGCAGAUAGUAGUACAGUGCUGAUUUCUAUAUCCAUAUGGUGCUGUUCAAAAAGACAAGGACAAGAAACGUCGGAGAACAGUCCGUCCAGAGUGUGAGGAAAAUAAAUAAAUGAAUGUGCUUACCAGCAAAUACCAAGAUGUUUGCACUAAAUUGUGGACUCGGAAUUCCUAAGGGACAGCAAUGAUGGACCACAAGGAUUGUUGAACUUAAUUUUCAAAAAACUACUUCUCAUUGUAUGGAGGCCAGUUGAUGAGCUUUUGUGUGGCCCAGAGGAACCUCCAGUCAUUAUUUUGGACAGCUAUGUGUGAAAUCUCCUUACCAACAAAAGGGGCUUUUACUUCCUUGACUGAAGUGUUCAUUGUGCUGUUAUUAUUAUUAUUAUUAUUAUUAUUAUUAUUAUUUCAGGAAAGCACCCAUCCUGUGAUUGAUUUUUAUAAUGUAUAUUUUUACUCAAAGUAAAGUCCAAAAUUUUAUUUAGCUAGUGUGCACUUAAAUGUAUCUAGCCUCCAUAUCAGGAUACAUAUGGAGGCUAGAGGGUGCACAACUAGUAGUUUUUUUGUACUAGUCGACCAAUGAUUCAGAUGGUAUUUGAUUAGUUUUUUUUUGUUAGUUAAAGCAACAGGACAUCACUAUUUCUUUUGUGUCUGUGUGUGUCUGUUUGUGUCUGUGUGUGUGUGUAUGUGUGUGCUUCAAUCUGAAUUUCAGUUGAAACCAAUACACCAUAUUACACUUCCAAUCUCAAAUCUUUUAACGCUACAUGACUAACAAAUUAAUACAAUUCAAUUACUUGUACAUACUUGGUAUGUGCGAGUUAUAAGUCUGUGUAUCGUGUCAUACACUAAAAUGGUGGCUCGCCUUAAUCCUGGAAAAGAGAGCAAAAAAAGGAAGCAACAUUAAAGUUUAGUAAUUUAUGGAGGUAAUUUAUAUUAAUGUCUACAGAAGUGUCCGAGAGGUAUUUCCAAAAAAACAUCCAAAACGUAGCAUCCAAAAACCCCAACUGUGAAUCUGUCUCAGUUGCUAGCAUGCAUCGCUGACUGACUCUAAAUCUUGCAAUCUGUGGCUCUGAAAACACUCUUUCACCUAACAAUGGUCAGAAUGGAAUUCUAGAAAUGGAAAUACAUUGCAUAAAAAAACUCUUAAUAAUUUAAUCCAAAAAUCUUCUACUUCAUGGAACAUGUUACGGUAAAAAAAUAAUAAUAAUAAUACAACUUGAUAAAAAGAGUGAAAAAAAAACAGUGUCACAUAAUGUCACAUUUAUUCACAGCAGCAAUAAUUUCAUUAGUCUAUACAACCCCUAGCGAUGCCCUUCAACUAUUUUCCCCAAACCAGCCAUUUUGUUUUGCACAAGCAGAGCAGGGCCUGUGCAUGGUCCUUCACCUGUGUUUAAUGUGCAUGUCUCUGUUCUUUGUCCAGUGGAGAGAGUGAGUUUUGAGUGCGUCUCUUUUCUCUGAAUAUGGCCUUGAUGCGUUGAUGUGUAUAGCAAACAUAGCAGGAGUAUUUAUAGUGGCAGUCUGCUUUCUUUCUCGUUCCCAAAUGAAAAGAGCCGCUUGUGGGGUUGCUUUAAGAGCACAGUCCGGUGUGUGACACAUCCUACAUCAAUACACAUACUUCCUACAAAAACCAACAUUCUGGGACGGAAAGAUUUUUUGACCUCAUAUAGAGGUGAAAUAUAAUAUUUGUGUAGGAUGUUUUAGAGUGUUUUUUUUAAAUAUUAUUAUUAUUGUUGUUGUUUCAUUGUAGAGUCGUUUUUCAUUGUAUUGUAAUGUAUGAAAGGUGUUUUUCUUGUGUAAUUCUUGUGUUAGAUCAUUUGAUUUCAGUUUUUAGAAGCUUGUGGUCAUAAUUCAUAUUCUUCACAGUGAUUAUAUAUCAUCUACUGGUUUAUAUUUGCACCAACUUUGUUCCAUUAUCUUCACACACCGCUGAAAUAAACCAAAGAUUUACUGGAGGGAUGCAAGCAAAA
Clarias gariepinus (North African catfish) is the source of this 4772-nucleotide messenger RNA. RefSeq names its product transforming growth factor, beta 1a (gene tgfb1a). The coding region runs from base 1364 to 2503 and encodes 379 amino acids. The transcript is spliced from 8 exons. The record is from RefSeq and is a predicted model, not a curated record. Gene Ontology annotation, cellular component: extracellular region. Gene Ontology annotation, molecular function: type II transforming growth factor beta receptor binding; type III transforming growth factor beta receptor binding; cytokine activity. Gene Ontology annotation, biological process: regulation of cell population proliferation; BMP signaling pathway; SMAD protein signal transduction. Lineage: Eukaryota; Metazoa; Chordata; Actinopteri; Siluriformes; Clariidae.